GAGCUUUUUAAAUUUUAAAGGUGAAAAAUCGAUAGUUCAUUAAAGUUUGCGUGGUGAAUGGUCAUAUAGCCAAAUUUACACGACCAAACCAGCCAACCCAAUCGUUCGUUUUGUGUGUUUGGUCAUUGGCAAAUUGGGUCGCGCGGGAGAUAGCGAUUAACGAACGAGAAAAGAGGACAGUAAAGGAAGUAGUUUUAGUUUCAGUUUCAGACGUAGGGACAAGAUCUUGCAAUCCCGUACAAAAGCAGCACCUCACGUGGAGAUGGUUCCCUAUUAAUAUUUCCUUUUUUUUUUUUAAAUUUAUAUAAUCUUAAUACUACAUUUAUAUUACAUUGCAAGAUCCAGCAUCCACACAUUCCGAUAAUCAACGCCAACCCUACGAUUUUCUCCUUUUAUUUUAUUAUUAUUGUCUUGGCCUCUCUCUCUCUAUAUUUCUCAAUCCGAUUUCUCACUUCGGUUCCUCAUUGCUGUCAUUUCAGUUCCUCUGGGCUCAGUAGCGUUUGUUUUCGAUUCAUGUUUUUUUUUUUUUUUAAUUCUUUCUAUCAUUUACUUAGCUAGUGUUUAGUUUUGUCAUUCAUUCAUUUGUCGUUUGCAUUUGUUUUGUAUCUGACUACUUUGGAUUUUCGAUAUCAGUAUUGUUUCUUUUGCUGCUGAUUGUUGUUUGAUAGAUUUUUUUUUUUUGGUGCUUCAUUGAUAGGCUGUGUUUUGUUUUUAAAUCUUGUCUCUGAUUAGUUGCAAAGCUCUGGUUGUUGUUUGAUUCGUUUGGUUUGAUUUGUGAUCUGGGUCUGUGGUAUUUGUGGGAUUUGUUGAGUCUAUCAAUGGGCGCUUUGGAUGAGGGGCAUUUCCAUGUGGAGCUUGAAAAUGGAGCGAAACUGAGUGGCCUUGAGCUUGGUUUUGAGCAACAACCUGAGACUCUCGCUAUUGAAGAGGCUGUUAAAGUUCUCUUGCAGGGCUUAGGUGAAGAUGUCAGUAGGGAAGGUCUCAAAAAGACCCCUCUUCGCGUCGCCAAGGCUCUUCAUGAAGGAACAAGAGGUUACAGACAAAAUGUGAAAGACAUUGUUCAAGGUGCUUUGUUUCCUGAAGUAGGUUUAGAUAAUGGAAUUGGUCAUGCAGGUGGAGCAGGUGGGCUUGUGAUUGUUCGAGAUCUUGACCUCUUCUCAUACUGUGAAUCCUGUUUGCUUCCAUUCCAAGUUAAGUGUCAUGUUGGCUACGUGCCUUCUGGUCAACGGGUUCUGGGAUUAAGCAAGCUCUCCAGAGUUGCUGAUAUUUUUGGAAAACGGCUCCAAGACCCACAGCGUCUCGUAUACGAAGUGUGUUCAGCUUUGCAUCAUGGGAUUAAGCCUGCCGGUGUUGCUGUUAUAAUGCAAUGCUUACACUUGCAUUUCCCAAGUCUGGAGUCAGCCUUUCUUGAGCCAAAUCAUCAAGGUUGGGUGAAGGCACUGGUGUGUUCAGGUUCAGGAGUCUUCGAAGAUCAAGAUGCAGAUGUUUGGAGUGAUUUUUUGAGUCUUCUGAGAUUCAGAGGUGUAAAUGUUAAUAAAAUUCAUAUGAAAGACUUUGUUGAAAAAUGUUGGUGUCCAUCCAAGUCUUCCUUAACUGCUAAAAUUUCUUCAAAGCUAGAACCAGCCCACCAAGGAAUGGUCGCUGCAGUUACUUCAAUUCUCAGAUCUCUGGGGGAGGAUCCAGCCAGGCAAGAACUUUUAGGAACUCCUAGUCGUUUUGUGAAGUGGUUCAUGAACUUUCAGAACACAAAUCUGGAGAUGAAGUUUAACAGCUUUGCUUGUAGAAGAAUGGAUAUACAUAAACCCAAUAGAGAACACAAUAAGGAACAAGUACACUCUGAGCUUAGCUUACCGUUUUGGUCUCAAUGUGAGCAUCAUUUACUUCCUUUUCAUGGUGUCGUACAUAUUGGAUUCUUCUGCACUGAAGGAUUUAAUCCAAUUGGAAAAUCCCUUCUACAGUCGAUAGUACAUUUUUAUGGUUUCAAGCUCCAAGUACAAGAAAGACUCACUAGGCAGAUUGCUGAGACUGCUUCAUCAAUCUUAGGGGGUGAUGUGAUGGUAGUUGUGGAGGCUAGCCACACCUGCAUGAUCUCUAGAGGGAUUGAGAAGUUUGGAAGUAGUACAGCAACUGUUGCUGUGCUGGGUCGAUUUUCAACUGAUCCUGCAGUCAGGGCAAUGUUUUUACAGAGUAUUCCAAAGACUACAUUGGGAGGUUGAUAAUUGGGACCCCCACCCAUGUUGAUUGUGAUAGAAACAAAUCGAUAAAGCCAUUUCUUUGCUAUUCUUGUUGGAUGCUUGCAUCUGCACUGGCGAUUGCAUGGCAGUGGAUGAGUUGUGAUAGACCUGUCAUGGUUGACUCAAAGUCAUUCUUGGUAUCGCUGAGGAUGGUAUUGCAUCUGCACCUAGUCAGAAGUGGCAUCAUAACUGAGGAUUCAAAUUUCAUGAUCAUUUAUUUUAGGUUCAAGUUCAACUUACAUUACUGUAGCAUAAACCCCUUCGUAUAGAAAUUUUGGAAGGCAUGCCAAUUUUUCAUGGUUUUUUCUCGGUACACCAUUUUUCUUUUCUAAAAUAUGCUUCCGAUAUUGGAAAAAACUCCCAUAUUUUUACUGCAGUUCAUCACAUGGAAAUGGAAAAAAAAAAAAGUUUAGUGUGA
Messenger RNA from Mangifera indica (mango), 2652 nucleotides. Its product is annotated as GTP cyclohydrolase 1-like. Gene Ontology annotation, biological process: tetrahydrobiopterin biosynthetic process; tetrahydrofolate biosynthetic process. NCBI's taxonomy places the organism in Eukaryota, Viridiplantae, Streptophyta, Magnoliopsida, Sapindales, Anacardiaceae. The record is from RefSeq and is a predicted model, not a curated record. Gene Ontology annotation, cellular component: cytoplasm. The transcript has 2 exons. Bases 819 to 2216 code for a protein of 465 amino acids. Gene Ontology annotation, molecular function: zinc ion binding; GTP binding; GTP cyclohydrolase I activity.